UACGUUUCUUUCUUGAUUUUUAUUGUUGGCCUGGGUCAAUUAAAAGAAGAACCUGUAACCCAAUCAUCAGUUCCAUCAUCAAUCUCCUGUCUCCAGCAUUGGAUGAACAGAGAGCCAAAUUUUUCUUGCUUCUGCAGAAUUGUAACAUAGUGGAGCUUUUGGGUAUGGGAAGCGAGAAUUACAAGUCCCUCGACUGUAUCACCACCGCUGAUAUAGCGGCCUUGGGCAUAGCCUAUGAGAACGCCGACGAACUCCGCCGCCAGCUCGCCGGAAUAAUACAAAAUUGCGGCUCUGGAACCCCCCAAACGUGGCAUAACAUCACCAAGCACCUUCUUACUCCGGAGCUCCCUUUUUCUUUCCAUCAAAUGAUGUACUAUGGCUGCUACAAAUAUUACGGGCCCGACCCUCCUGCUUGGUCGCCCGACCCUGAUGACGCAAAUUUGACAAAUGUUGGCAAGCUACUGGAGAAUCAUGGAAAAGAAUUCUUAGAGUCAAAAUAUGUGGAUCCUAUUACAAGCUUCCUUGAUUUUCAGGAAUUUUCCGUCUCGAACCCUGAGGUUUAUUGGAAAACUAUAUUCGGAAAAAUGAAUAUCUCUUUUUCGGUUCCUCCCGUAUGCAUUUUGCAUGAGGAUUCUACUCACCCAGGGGGUCACUGGCUUCCAUGUGCAAUGACAAAUCCAGCGAACAAUUGCCUGAGUCUGAAUGCUGAGAGGACUCUCGAGGAUAUUGCUGUGAUAUGGCGUGAUGAAGGAGAUGAUGAAUUGCCAAUAAAUAGGAUGACCCUCACGGAGUUACGCAAAUCAGUUUGGCUUGUUGCCCAUGCAAUAGAAACCCUGAAAUUGGAGAAAGGCUCUGCAAUUGCCAUAGAUAUGCCCAUGGAUAUUAACUCUGUGGUGAUCUACCUGGCCAUUGUACUUGCUGGUUAUGUAGUUGUGUCCAUUGCUGAUAGUUUUGCACCAGAUGAAAUAUCUGCAAGGCUCAAAAUAUCGAAUGCGAAAGCAAUUUUCACUCAGGAUCUCAUCAUUCGCGGUGAUAGAAAACUUCCUUUAUACAGUAGAGUUGUUGAUGCUCGAUCACCAAUGGCAAUUGUAAUUCCCACCAGAGGCUCCAGUUUCAGCCGGAUAUUGCGCGAUACUGACAUUUCCUGGCAGAGUUUUCUUGAGAGAGCAUAUGCUUCCAAAGAAGUUGAGUUUGUUGCUGUUGAACAAACAACUGAAGCAUUCACAAAUAUUCUUUUCUCGUCAGGGACUACAGGGGAGCCUAAGGCAAUCCCGUGGAAUCUUGCAACACCUUUUAAAGCUGCUGCAGAUGCUUGGUGCCACAUGGACAUUCGCAAAGGAGAUGUUGUCGCUUGGCCGACUAAUCUUGGGUGGAUGAUGGGUCCUUGGCUUGUCUAUGCUUCAUUAUUAAAUGGGGCUUCAAUAGCUCUAUAUAAUGGAUCCCCCCUUGGUUCUGGCUUUGCCAAGUUUGUGCAGGACGCUAGAGUAACAAUGCUGGGUGUUAUCCCUAGUAUUGUGAGGGCUUGGAAAAGCGCUAAUACAACAGCUACUUAUGAUUGGUCAGCCAUCCGUUGCUUUGCAUCCACCGGUGAAGCUUCAAAUGUGGAUGAAUACCUCUGGUUGAUGGGGAGAGCUCGAUACAAGCCUGUGAUUGAGUAUUGUGGUGGCACUGAAAUUGGUGGUGGAUUCGUUACUGGUUCAUUGUUGCAGCAUCAAUCACUAGCAGCUUUCAGCACUCCGGCGAUGGGCUGCAGUCUGUUUAUUCUUGGCGCUGAUGGAUUUCCAAUACCACAGAGUGGACCUGGAAUUGGUGAACUAGCACUUGGUCCACAAAUGUUUGGAGCUUCAAGCACUCUACUGAAUGCUGAUCACCAUGAUAUCUACUUCAAGGGAAUGCCAGUUUGGAAUGGGAAGUUUCUCAGAAGGCAUGGUGAUGUCUUUGAGCGCACGUCAAGAGGAUACUACCGAGCACAUGGCCGUGCUGAUGAUACUAUGAAUCUUGGGGGUAUAAAGGUGAGCUCAGUUGAGAUUGAGCGCAUCUGUAAUUCAGUCGACGCUGGUGUUUUGGAGACGGCGGCAGUUGGAGUGCCACCUGCUGGUGGUGGACCUGAGCGGUUGGUAAUUGCCGUUGUCUUCAAGAAUCCUGACAAACCAAUAACGGACUUGAUUAAUCUGUCUGCAUCUUUCAAUUCAGCCCUGCAGAAAAAACUAAAUCCUCUAUUUAAGGUGUCCGAAAUCGUUCCCCUACCUUCUCUUCCAAGAACAGCGACAAACAAGGUUAUGAGAAGGGUCUUAAGACAGCAGUUCUCUCAAGGUGAUCAAAACUCCAAACUGUGAAACAAGGUUAACGAAUUUAGUUUCCAGGGCCUCGUUUGGGGAUAUGGAUCGACCUUUUCUUCUCAGGCAUAAUAUUAUAGGAAAUAAUCUGAACUGAAAAUAUGAAGUUGGUGUUUUUUCAAUUGAAUUUCAAAUGAUGAGAAGAAAAAUUUCACCAACUUGUGGGAAUUUGAAUGGGUUUCGGAACUGUGAGAGUUCACCAGACAACUGAAAAAUGCCAUAUCUAUAGAUGCCAAUUGAAAGAUUACUUGUUUUUCAGAAACAUGGUGGUAUUUGUAUGUAUAGUUUCGUACUUGGAUUAGGAACUUGCCCUUUAAUUUGGUUAAGUAAAAGAAUAUUCCUAGUAAUUUAUUUUGUAUUUGAAUA
Messenger RNA from Sesamum indicum (sesame), 2702 nucleotides. RefSeq names its product acyl-activating enzyme 17 (gene AAE17). NCBI's taxonomy places the organism in Eukaryota, Viridiplantae, Streptophyta, Magnoliopsida, Lamiales, Pedaliaceae. The record is from RefSeq and is a predicted model, not a curated record.